CAACAAAUACAACUCCAGUCAACCUAACUGGCCACAAACUAAUUUUACGAACACAUUCAUAAAAGUAUACCGUGGUACCAAGGGCUGAUCUCAUUAUUAAUUCACUCUACAACUGUAGCCCAUCUUUGAUUGAGUCGGCAUCGUCGCGUUGCCAAGAUGACUUUUUCAGAGAAUGGGUGGCGCAACGCGUCCCAGAAUGAUGCCGGCGCUCCCCUUCGACAGCAUCGACUUCUCGAGGACAUUAAGGAACUCGUGGAGAAACCGUACCCUAACAUCCAACUACACACCUACGACUUCGACAUUUCGGCAGCUUGUCUAGUACUCACGCCUGAGAACUAUAAACCACUUCACAUGACCGUUUAUCUUUCGCGCAAUUAUCCCGUGGAACCACCCCAGGUUAAGAUGGACUCGGAGGUCUGUCACCCAAAUGUGUUCGGCGGCUACAUAUGCGCAACUAUCCUACGUCCGACUGAGGAGUACACACCCGCGUACACGCUCAAGAGCAUAGCAAUUCAGCUUCUAAGUUUCUUCUCCAGCGACUAUGUCGAACAAGAGGGUUUUGGCUACAAAAAGAGUUUCAUUGAUUUAAGAGAUAUCGACAAGAGACUUGUAAACAGUUUCAAGUGUCGGUAUUGUCAUUUUGGGCGAUCAGAUUAUCGACGUCCUGGAACUGUAGUUCGCGUAGCGAAGCCAGGAAAUCGCUACGAUGCCCGCGUUGAUGCUGAUCCGAAUGAAUGGCCAACGCUCUCAGGCGAAAGUGCAUCGUCUUCAUCGUCGUCGCCAAAGCUUCGCUCUGAAUCACAAUUGAUUCAACAGAAGGUCGUGACGGCAUGCGAGAUCGAUCGCCUGCCAAACGAGUUACUCCUAAUGGUCAUCGAGAAGUUGGACUUCGAUCAGCUGACGCAGUUCGCUGCUGCUUGGCCGAGGAUCAGUAAGAUCGUCGCAGACUUCGACGUCAUGCGACAGCGCGAGCUCCAAUGCUUCUGUCUCAAGAAAGACUACCGAUCUGUGAAGCUCGGCGUAGGUGUAUCGACCUACCGUGGUCAGAUUGCCUCAGAAUUCGACCUCCUAUCGCAAGAUGCUUACAAGCAUUGGAAUAUUCGACGCUCGGUCAAUAACCUCAACUUCCAACAGUGGCUUCCUUUGCCGAUCUCCCACCAGCAUUGGCGACGAGUGAAAGGAGAUGUUGGCGACGUCCUGAAUGCAAUUAAGCUUCAGAUGAAGAAUGUCGGCCCCUUUGGCGCAGCCCAAGUGCUCUUCACGUUCAUGAAUGACGUGGUGGUUCGACUCAACCAGGAAACCGAGCCCAAGUUGAACGAUAAGAAUAAUUCUCACAAGAGUAAUCUUCGUCACGCCUCGGAGAAGGCCAUUGAUUCUUACUUCCAUCUAUUCCACCUGUUGGUCUGUCUCGCUAUCGAACAACCUUCAUUGGUUGAGCAUGCGAACUCUCUUCUCCGAAACUUCAUGGGCGGAAAGCAGUCCAAGGCAGACUGUCCCAAUCUAGGACAUCUUCUUAUUGCCUUGUUGAUCUCCGACAUCGAGGUCACCGACGCGCUGAGAAAGGCGAUUAUCAUUGAAGCUAUCACAAGAAAUGUGGUUUGGCUUCUCGACCGAAAGGGAGCCAAGAUGCCAGAGCUCUCGUGCAUCGAACCGGGCCCCGUAUCGGCUUACCGUCUCAACAAGACUUUCGAGGGUUCCCGAACUUCUUAUCGACUUCUGAUGUUCUCGGAACUGUUCCGACGCACGGCACGACCCUCCCACACCAUGCCUCUAACCCAGGUUUGCGAUGAACUCUUCGAGCGCCACGGCGCCCCUCCUCACGGUGCAGCACAGGAAUUGUCCGAGACAGUUCGACGCCUGCAUACCGUUAACGAUUUCCCUGCCUUCCUUAAGGAAAUGGGCCUCCAGAAAAUCCCGGAUGCACCGACUUUCACUAAGGUGCUACGAAAGACAGUAUUCUCCAGCAUGGACAAGGGAUAUUCGACGUGGGGAAUGCCGCCCCGAUAUGCUUUACUGAUGCGAGUGAAGAAGGACCACAUCAUGUGGGAAAAUCGUCGCCUCUGGUUGAGUGGAGAUGAUGCGCGUUGGUUAGACCAGAAUUGGAAUACCAACCCUCUUAGUCAUUGCAGAAGUUUCUUCCCAAAUAGCAACGGACCACGAGGACCUCGUAACGGGGGCGCCUAAUCAUGUGGCCGAGAUAUCGAACUAGAAAAUUGGCAAAGAAUAUCGAAUCCGUGCAACAGAGGCAUGAUUCAGUAGUUAGCCAUGUUCGAUUAUCAGAUUGAAGCCUCGCAUUACGAAAGAUUGACGAAGGCGCGGGAAUGCUGUUGCUUUUUGCUAUGGAGAUGAGUAGAUCAUCACAAA
Messenger RNA from Annulohypoxylon maeteangense, 2364 nucleotides. RefSeq lists its product as uncharacterized. The transcript has 2 exons. Lineage: Eukaryota; Fungi; Ascomycota; Sordariomycetes; Xylariales; Hypoxylaceae. Gene Ontology annotation, cellular component: endoplasmic reticulum; cytosol. The record is from RefSeq and is a predicted model, not a curated record. Bases 157 to 2184 code for a protein of 675 amino acids. Gene Ontology annotation, molecular function: protein binding.